Molecule: messenger RNA, 1795 nt
Organism: Polyodon spathula (Mississippi paddlefish)
Lineage: Eukaryota; Metazoa; Chordata; Actinopteri; Acipenseriformes; Polyodontidae
Product: P3 protein-like
Exons: 1
Coding region: 278-1660 (460 amino acids)
Biological process (GO): bile acid and bile salt transport
Cellular component (GO): membrane
Molecular function (GO): bile acid:sodium symporter activity
Source: RefSeq, a predicted model, not a curated record
UAGAUUUAGAUCGAUCUCAUGACUGCUCGGAAGAAAAAGGAGGAAGCAACUCAAAUCAAUACACGUGUAUUUUUAAAACUGAAACAGAAAAAAAACGAAAUUGUUACAUUGACAAUCUGAUGCCUCAGACAAAUUAACCAAAUGUAUAACUAUCGGACUUCAUACGCAAACCUCGACUUUGUGAUCUGGAAGAUGGAAAGCUAGAGAGAAGAGUACAGCUAUUUUUUGGCAGUCCAAUUCGGGAGGGGAAGUACACAUUUUUUUAAAAAAUACAACAAUGAGGAAAUGUAUUGUAAUCUGUUGGUUGAUCUUUUGUGUUACCGGAUCUACGGACCUUAACGUUAUUAAUGGUAAUAAUAACAGCAGAACAACGUUGAUGAUAAAUCAUAGUGAGCGAAGGUAUCUCCACAUAGGAGACGGGACUUCAGUUGAAUUUGAAUUUCCACAGAAUACCAAGGGGGUUAUAGUGAUUUCCAGCCACUACGGGCACGGCACAGAUGGAGAGAAUUGGAAGCAGACGGUGAAUGUAAAAUCACUGGACACAGCUGUUUUGACAAUUUUAAACAUAAGUGACAGCGGGAAUUUAGGACUGGAAAAAAGUUACGUUGUCAGUAUUAGAUCUGGUCUGGCGGGGACGGCCCCCCUGUUAAUCCAGUUUUUGGAUUUGCGCAACGAUGCACAACCGGUGAUUUUAGAAGAGAGGAACGAUUAUGUUAUCCGAGUAUCGCCGAAUGAUGACGCUGUGUUGCGGAAUGCAGAUGGGCUGUCCCAUUUCUCUGAAAACCCUGUGCUUUUCGCCCUCUUGCCUUUGAUAUUCAUCAACAAAUGUGCUUUUGGAUGUAAAGUGGAAAUUGACGUUCUACGAGGUUUGUUGAAACAGCCGCACCCAGUAUUGUUGGGGAUAGUGGGCCAGUUCGUGGUCAUGCCUUUGUACGCUUAUGCCCUGGCCAGGAUUGCUUAUCUUCCUAAAGCCCUGUCUCUAGGGCUGAUCAUUACCUGUUCGGCGCCGGGAGGUGGGGGCGGUUACCUGUACAGCCUCCUCCUGGGUGGCGAUGUGACCCUUGCCAUAUCCAUGACCCUCAUCUCCACUGUAGUCGCCACUGGCAUGAUGCCACUCACCUCCACCAUCUACGGCCGCCUUCUCAAUGUACACGAGACCCUUCACGUGCCAUUUGUUAAAAUCCUUGUCACCCUGCUGUUCAUUGCUGUUCCUAUUUCUACCGGCAUGCUCAUAAAGUACAAGUUCCCCAGCGUCUCCCGGGUUCUGCUUACCCUCAUACGGCCAUUCAGCUUCAUCCUUAUCGUCGGAGGUAUUUUCAUGGCGUAUGAAAUGGGAGCUUCCAUACUUGCCAGUGUUAAACCGCAGAUAAUAGUGGUCGGGGUCACGGUGCCACUUUUUGGACUGUUUUUGGGCUACCUCAUGGCAGCUGCUUUGAGACUGACAGCGCCUCAUCGCAAGACAGUCAGCAUUGAGAUUGGGGUUCAGAACAGCCUCCUGGCCCUCGCCGUCAUGCAGCUGUCUUUCCGCCGGCUGGAGGCAGACUUUGCAUCGCAAGCGCCCUUUAUCGUGGCUCUCAGCAGCACCUCAGAAAUGCUGCUUAUAGUGAUCAUUAACGCCAUCUACAAAAAACUCAGACCGACCACCCAGACAGAAGUGUGAUUGUACUAUUUCUUUUUUAAUAUACACCAAAAAGUCUUGAGACCAAAAGCCUUUUUUUUUAAUUUUUCAUUUCACACUGUGCACUAUUGUAUGAGAGAAAGUUGAAAUAUUUUUUAUACCAAACAUUUUUUUAUU